This is a messenger RNA of Rhizoctonia solani, 1032 nucleotides long. RefSeq lists its product as uncharacterized. The record is from RefSeq and is a predicted model, not a curated record. Bases 1 to 1032 code for a protein of 343 amino acids. Lineage: Eukaryota; Fungi; Basidiomycota; Agaricomycetes; Cantharellales; Ceratobasidiaceae. The transcript has a single exon.
AUGCCUUGCACACCUACUGGCGGACUAUCACAUUCGUACAUCUCCCGAUGGGCUGACCUGACCAUGCUCCACCAGCCGUCGUCGGUCGACACGGCGCUAGUCGAUGGGCUGCCGUGUCCGUCGCCAUGUCCAUCUCCGGCACGAGGACGAGGACGAUCGCGGCGGACCCGCAAGGACGAGAACGAGACCGACGACGGACCGCACAAGACGUGUUCGCCGCACCCGCCAGUCACGCGCGUCAUCCCAUGCAAUCCGCGCACACGAGUUCUCUCCAACCGACGACCCGCAGCCCUUCCGAACCCGACCCUCAGCUUCAGACGACUCGCCCACAAACAGCCCCCGACGGUCAUCGCCCGCACUCCCUCGGACGUCACCAACAGGCCCACGGCCACGCCCUCGCCCGAUCUCAUAUUCACCAUGAGCCCUGUUCUGCUCGACGGCCUCGGUACACGCCGCCCCUCUCGUCUGAGCGCCGAGUUGGAUCUCCCGACACCUCUGCCCGAGACCCGGUCAUGGGAACACCCCUCGCCACCCCCGCCUUACUCUACUUCCCAUGCGACAACCUCUGCCGCCUUUGCUGACGAGUCUUCUGCCUCUGUCAUUGACGAUCUCGUCGCAGACUCCAUCAUCCCCAUGCGCCUACACAGAAAGUCAGACCCUGUUCCUGCCUGUCUCUCCUCUGUCACCAGUGCAUCCAUCGAUACCACCCCUGCCCGCCCCAUCCCUAUCCCCAAGCCUUCUCCACGCGUGCCCUCGGACUAUGGCGGUGUCAGCUCCGUGUCCGUGUCCGUCUCUGUGCCCAUGUUCGCCCGACCCCCGAGGAAACUGUCCACAAAGCAGCGCCCAGACGAAAGCGCCCUUGCCGUAGUCGAAGAGCCUGCAGACGUCACGGCCGAGUGGUGCGACACCACGGACGUCGUUCCUGUCCCCAUUACCAUCACCCACCAACCCAAGAAGAAGCGUUUCUUUAUUGGUCUUGCACCUGGCGAGUCCUAUGAUGGUGAUAUGGACAGCGAGAGCUCAUGGCGAUGA